Gastrolobium bilobum is the source of this 1696-nucleotide messenger RNA. RefSeq lists its product as uncharacterized. Bases 157 to 1497 code for a protein of 446 amino acids. Lineage: Eukaryota; Viridiplantae; Streptophyta; Magnoliopsida; Fabales; Fabaceae. The transcript has 2 exons. The record is from RefSeq and is a predicted model, not a curated record.
GUUACAGUACAAAUGCAGAACUAGUAUGAAUCGAGAGAGCAAAGAAACCCAUUUCCUUACAAUGACCAAACUACCCUCGCCCCAUGGCUUAAUCCUGACGUAAAAAUCCCUCUCUACCUCUAUCCUUUCUCGUCCAUUCGCACUGAAAGAACCACAAUGGACGGCGGCGGAAACAGAGCCGAAGCGGAGCGGUGGCUCUACACCGCGAACAAGCUACUGAGCGCACGCGACCUGCACGGGGCUCGCUCGUUCGCGAUCCGUGCCCGCGAGUCUGACCCGACGUUCGACUCGUCUGAGCUACUCCUGACGGUGAUCGACACCCUCCUCGCCGGAGAAUCGCUGAUCAACGACCAGCACCGCGACUGGUACGGGAUCCUCCAAGUCCUCCGAUACUCCUCCAACAUGGACCACAUCGCUGCCCAGUACCGCCGCCUCGCCCUCCUCCUCGACCCUCACCGGAACCCCUUCGCCUUCUCCGGCAACGCCUUCUCCCUCGUCCACGACGCCUGGUCCGUCCUCUCCAUCCCUGCCAAGAAGGCCAUGUACGACAGCGAACUCCGAUUGCUCACCACCCCUCUGCCGCAGCAGCCUCAACCGCAACCGAAGAGAAACCCUAGAUCUAGGGACGGCGCGACCGAGUCGAAUCGGCAGAAUCACGAGUCCGCCGAGUCGACCCGGCAAACUCGGACUGCCGGUGCCGAAACGGAGGGCGACACGAGCUUCUGGACCUCGUGCCCGUACUGCUACGUUCUGUAUGAGUAUCCGAAGGGGUACGAGGAAUGCACCCUGCGGUGCCAGGGUUGCCGGAGGGGUUUCCAUGCGGUGGUGAUACGGUCACCGCCGUUGAAUGGGAGAGAUGUUUCGUUUUGCAGUUGGGGGUUUUUGCCGUUAGGAUUUUCGGGUGAUUCCAAAGAUAUCAAUGGGUUUUCUUCCAAUUGGAACCCGUUUUCCCCUUUGUUUCCUUGCCCCUUGAAAGGAUCAUCCAAUAGGAAACCUCAGAAGAAUUGGGCUUACUAUGAUGACGCCGCCACGGCCGCGUUUAUUGAGAUUUCUGACCCUAGCGAGGAUGAUUCUGAUGAUGGGGACUGGAGAGGAGUUGGUAAGAAGAAGAGGAGGAGGUCAAGGAUUGAAAGGAGGAAAGGUUAUGGCUAUGGUAGUGUUCAUGGUGGUGCUGCAGGGCAUGAUAAUGUGGGUACUGGUGGGUCUGCAGUGCCAAGUGGUGGUAAGGCAGAGUCUAGUAAGAAAGCUGCAUUGGCUAGUUCCAGGAGGAGGGGUGCAGGAAACUUGGAUUUGAAUGUGGAGUUCAGUAAUGAGGUGGAGGAGCCUUCCCGCGGGGCGCGUGAUCGAGAAGGGAACACAACUGGAAAUGCUGAGGAUAAUAUUGAAGGGAUUGGGUUUUUUGAGGGUCUUGAUGAAUUCCUCAAUAGCUUACCCAUUCUCAAUGUUGUGGCAGAUGAUAAGAUAAAACCUUGUCAUAAAGGAAUGUUUUGUCGGUGAUGUAAUGAAAAACUUAGUCGUGAUCUGUGUGUUGCUCUCUCUCUCUCUCUCUCUCUCGCCACAUAUGUAAUGCUUGAAGUGGAGUUUGACAUAACGGUCAGACACUCAAAUUGCAAUUGCAAACUAAAACUCUUACAGAUUUAUACAACUGGUAUUUGACCCGAAUGCACCCUGCGUAGAGCGGGAGCUUUAUAGCUCC